AUGCGGUCGACGACGUUGGGUGUGACACUGGCAAUGUUGAUGCCAUUGGUUUGGAGCUGGGCAGUCAUUGAUGGUAAGCGUCAUUGGGGUCGAUUAGGGUUACGGUAGCUUAAAUUAGGGAAACGUUGCUUUUGCAGGCCAAAAAACAAUAAGUUGCUGUUGUCAGGAUAAUUCCUGUUCAAUAUGUUGGCCCCCAAAUCCCAAUAUAAAAUUUUUUGGACGAGGUUUCAUUAAACCAGCUAAAGAUUUUUCAAUUGUUUAGGUCCUUCCUCGCAAUACGAGUACCCGGAAGCUCGGUAUAUGCCCGCAUAUGAAGAAGCGUUAUAUCGACAGAAAUUGCAACAAGCCCUCAUGUUAUUGGAAGACGCUGAACCCACGACCAAAAGAUCGUCCGGUGAAGUGCCUCAGGGCAAACCAAAAGCAGGCCAUGGGCGGACCAACAAGUUCUUUAGAAGGGUAAGAAGUCGAAACAAAUCAUCGAUCACCAUUGGCACUCUGUUUUAAGCACGCGCCGCGCGGGAUCUACCGAUUUUAAAAACUUUUUUUUCAGCUUUUCUACGCAAUGCGAACGGGAAUCUGA
Molecule: messenger RNA, 580 nt
Organism: Bursaphelenchus xylophilus (pine wood nematode)
Lineage: Eukaryota; Metazoa; Nematoda; Chromadorea; Rhabditida; Aphelenchoididae
Source: the annotation of a GenBank genome assembly